AUGGAAGAAAAUAGAGAGGGCUAUGGCCUUGCAGAGGGCAAGAUUUUGUCUAUCUGGAUGAUUUUGUUUGUGGUGUUAGUUUUGUUGCCUUCAAUGUUUAGAGUGUCAUUGGGGAUAUCUCAUUUCUAUGUGAAAACUGUAAUUAAAAUGUUAGAGUGGGCCACCCUGCAGAUUGAGGAGGGAGUGAAAAAGCGGAAGGCGCUGGCACUUGAAAAUUUAAUUUCGACUGGGAUCAUCCAGAGAGAGGAAACAUCCAUGGAAGAGGAGAUUGCUGGCCAGUGGCAUGGAUGCUUCAACCUUGCUGAUGUUAUGUACUUCUCCAAGAAGGGCUGUGAGGCAGUUGCAGAAGACGAAGUCACCCGACGGUUCUCCUCUGAGGAGCUGGUGUCCUGGAAUCUCCUCAGCAGAACCAAUGCCAACUUGCACCAUGUCAGCUGGCAGCUGACAGUUGUGUGGGUCACUGGGAUCCUAAUUCGGUAUUGUCUCCUGAUGCCUUUUCGCGUCUGCUUGGCUGUUUUCAACAUCCUCUUGCUGGUCUUCACCACUACAGUAGUAGGACAGUUUCCAAAUGGCAGAGUUAAAUGCUGGCUGAGCAACCAGGUUCAGAUGAUAUGCGCCACAUUAGGUGUCCGAUGUCUGGGUGGUCUUGUUCAUUUCCAUAACAGGGAAAACAGACCGCAGGAAGGAGGCAUCUGUGUAGCCAACCACACAUCUCCAUUAGAUGUUCUAAUCCUGGCCAGUGAUGGAUGCUAUUCCUUGGUUGGCCAGGCGCAUGGAGGGCUUCUGGGGCUUAUUCAAAAAUCUUGCAUGCAAACCAGUCGGCAUGUUUUGUUUGAGCGCUCAGAAAUGAAAGACCGUCAUCUGGUGAGGAAAAAAAUUAGAGAACACAUUGCAGAUAAGGCCAAAUUACCCAUUUUAAUUUUCCCAGAAGGUACCUGCAUAAACAACACAACAGUAAUGAUGUUUAAGAAGGGAAGCUUUGAGGUAGGAGGGACCAUCCAUCCGGUAGCAAUCAAGUAUGACCCCCGCUUUGGAGAUGCAUUCUGGAACAGCACAAAGUAUUCCAUGAUGACCUAUAUUUUUAAUAUGAUGACCAGCUGGGCUAUUGUCUGUAAUGUGUGGUACCUGCCACCAAUGGUCAAAGAGGAACAAGAAGACGCUGUUCAUUUUGCCAACAGAGUCAAGGCUGUGAUUGCUGCUCAGGGAGGAAUGUCUGUCCUUCCUUGGGAUGGGGGACUGAAAAGGAAGAAGAUCAAAGAGUCUUUCAAGGAAGAGCAACAGAAAAAAUAUUGCCAAAUAGUAAUACAAAAUGAAUCUGUGGGAGAUUAA
Messenger RNA from Opisthocomus hoazin, 1329 nucleotides. Lineage: Eukaryota; Metazoa; Chordata; Aves; Opisthocomiformes; Opisthocomidae. The record is from RefSeq and is a predicted model, not a curated record.